Cinara cedri is the source of this 1791-nucleotide messenger RNA. Lineage: Eukaryota; Metazoa; Arthropoda; Insecta; Hemiptera; Aphididae. The record is from the annotation of a GenBank genome assembly.
UUAGUAUUUUUAUUUGUGUUGAACAAAAUUUUAAAGAAAAAUGGCCGAGAUUAAAAACAAUAGCAGUCAACAACCAAUCGUCAAAAUAGGCCAUUAUAUACUCGGACAGACCCUCGGUGUUGGGACAUUUGGCAAGGUUAAAAUUGGUGAACAUCAGCUCACCAAACACAAGGUUGCAGUCAAAAUACUUAACAGACAAAAAAUCAAAAGUCUAGACGUAGUUGGAAAAAUUCGGCGAGAAAUUCAAAAUCUCAAACUCUUCCGUCAUCCUCAUAUAAUUAAAUUGUACCAAGUUAUUAGCACCCCUACAGAUAUAUUUAUGAUAAUGGAGUAUGUAUCUGGUGGAGAAUUAUUUGAUUACAUAGUAAAACAUGGUAAACUUAAAGAAUUUGAGGCUCGUCGAUUUUUUCAACAAAUUAUAUCUGGCGUUGACUAUUGUCACCGGCACAUGAUUGUGCAUAGAGAUUUAAAACCAGAAAACCUAUUAUUAGAUCAUAAUCUACAUGUGAAAAUUGCUGAUUUUGGUUUAUCUAACAUGAUGAUGGACGGCGAGUUUUUAAGGACAAGUUGUGGUUCACCUAACUACGCAGCUCCAGAAGUUAUUUCUGGAAAGUUGUAUGCUGGACCGGAGGUUGACAUUUGGUCAUGCGGUGUUAUUUUAUAUGCAUUAUUAUGCGGUUCUCUGCCUUUUGAUGAUGAACAUGUGCCAACUUUAUUUAGAAAAAUUAAAUCUGGUAUUUUUCCUAUACCGGAUUAUUUGAAUAAAUCAGUUGUCAGUUUAUUGUGUCAUAUGUUACAAGUUGAUCCGAUGAAAAGAGCUUCGAUCGAAGAUAUUAAAAAACACGAAUGGUUUCAAUUUGAACUACCCGCGUAUCUUUUCCCAUCUCCAGUUGACCGAGACUCAUCUGUUAUCGAUACAGACGCUGUUAAUGAAGUCUGUGAGAAAUUUAGUGUAAAAGAUUCUGAGGUUCAUAAUGCAUUAUUGAGUGGUGAUCCACAUGAUCAAUUAGGAAUCGCAUACCAUUUAAUUAUUGAUAACAAACGAAUUGCGGAUGAAGCGGCUAAAGCAGAACUCAAAGAUUUUUACAUCGCUAGUAGUCCACCUCCUACAAUUGGAAGUCCUGAUGUAUCAACUUUAAACACAAUUUCUAAACCACAUCCUGAAAGAAUUUUAUCUAUGAGAGAACGAGCUUUAUCUAUUGACCAAAGUGUCCGAGGAUCACCAAUGAAAAAAGCUAAAUGGCAUUUAGGCAUAAGAUCUCAAAGUAGACCUACAGACAUCAUGAAUGAAGUUUAUAGGGCAAUGAAAGCAUUGAAUUUCGAAUGGAAAGUCAUAAACCCUUAUCUUAUUCAAGUAAGACACAUGAAUAAAAAAACUGAUAAUUAUACUAUGAUCUCAUUGCAACUGUACCAAGUGGAUUACAAAAGUUAUUUGUUGGAUUUUAAAAGCUUAAAUGCUUUAACUCACGAUCAAGCAGAAAAUGCAAAUAGGGAUGGAAAUGUAACUACACUGGCUAUAGACACCUCUAAAGGUAUAGAUUUUGACAGUCAAUCACCAAGACAAGAUAUUGUAAAAUAUCAGCAAGACAUUGUACAACCUCCCAAAAAAUGUGAAGGUCAUUAUACAAUGGAGUUUUUUGAAAUGUGUGCUGCUUUGAUCACCCAACUUGCCCAUUAGUUAAUUAACAGAAAUUUGUUAUUGUUAUAAUUUUUCAAUAUCAUUAGUAGGUACCAUAUACCAAAUUAUUAAAGAAAUAUUAUGUCUGGUUUGUUAUUCAAUCAUUUUCUUUA